Messenger RNA from Neltuma alba, 2328 nucleotides. Its product is annotated as probable galacturonosyltransferase 3. NCBI's taxonomy places the organism in Eukaryota, Viridiplantae, Streptophyta, Magnoliopsida, Fabales, Fabaceae. Gene Ontology annotation, molecular function: polygalacturonate 4-alpha-galacturonosyltransferase activity. The record is from RefSeq and is a predicted model, not a curated record.
CACCCUUGCAAUGCGACGACAAUGAGUGUUUCGUAGCCCGCGUUGUGUUCAACUCAGCUGUCAAUAGAUGGCCCCUAACCGCCAACUAGGGAAGCAGUAAUAUGGAGUCUGCAAUCUGAUAUUUUUAAUGCUGAAACGCACCCCGUCUGUUGUUCAUUCUAUGGCUGUCAUGGACUUCAAUUCUCCACGACUAUUCUUUGUAUUCUUGAUUCUGUUUGUCAUUGCCGUUGUACGAACUGAUUCGUCGGAUAUUUCGACCGAUCAAAAAAAUAUCAGAAGAUCUUCGGCCCUGCAUGAUUGUGAGCUAAGUCAUCGCAGAAAGGAUCGGGAUAUUUCUGCCGCUAGAGUCAGCAGUUAUCCAGAUGAACAGGAGAUGGACAUAAUCGCCUCUUACAGUGAUACCUCUGGUAGUAUUAGACUUGCAAGGAUGAAGAUGAGAGACUUAUCCGAUUCCUGGAUCUGGGAAAACCAUAUUGAUCGAAACCUUGAACAGCAAAAGAGCUCUGAGACACUGGUGAAAUCAUUUCACACUAGUUCAACUCUUGGAGAGUACCCUGGGCAGUCUGUAGAUGAACAUUAUUCUGGAGAAAUCAGAGGGAAUCAUCCUCAUGCGUCACCAAGGAGCCCAGUUAUGACAAAUCGCUGGAUAAUGCGGCAAGAAAGAAGGAAAGCUCGUGCUGCUCAGCUUAUUCUACAAGAGAAAGAAACUGACAGCAAAACUUUAGCAGAAGCAAUUGAACGUGCUGAAGGCUUUGUUACCACCGUCAAGGGGAAGUUCAGUAUAUGGAGAAGAGAAUAUGAGAAUCCAAAUUCAGAUUCAACUCUGAAACUCAUGCGAGAUCAAAUAAUAAUGGCCAAAGCAUAUACCAAUAUUGCAAAGGCUAAGAACAAAACUAUUCUUUACAAUGCCCUUAUAAAACACUCUAGAGAAAGUCAGCUUGCCAUUGGAGAAGCAAGUUCUGAUGCAGAGCUUCUCCCUAGUGCACUUGAUCAAGCAAAAGCUAUGGGUCGUGUUCUGUCUACAGCAAAGGAUCAACUCCAUGACUGUCUUUUAGUGGCAAGGAAGUUGAGGGUAAUGCUUCAGUCAACUGAAGAGAGUGUUAAUUUGCAAAAGAAACGGAGUGCAUUCUUAAUUCAGCUAGCUGCCAAAACUGUGCCUAGACCAUUGCAUUGCCUUCCGUUGCAACUUGCAGCGGAUUAUUUCCUGCUGGGUUAUCAUAAAAAAGGAAAUUUUGACAAAGAAAAGAUUGAAGAUCCAUCCCUUUUCCACUAUGCCAUAUUUUCUGAUAAUGUGCUGGCUACAUCAGUGGUUGUUAAUUCUACUGUGCAUAAUGCAAAGGAACCUGAGAAGCACGUUUUCCAUAUAGUAACCGAUAAGUUAAAUUUUGCAGCAAUGAGAAUGUGGUUUCUCAUCAACCCCCCUGCUAAAGCUACUGUUGAAGUUCAAAAUAUCGAUGAUUUCAAAUGGCUGAAUUCCUCAUAUUGUUCUGUUCUUCGGCAACUUGAAUCAGCAAGAAUUAAGGAAUAUUACUUCAAAGUUAAUCAUCCUUCCUCCCUCUCUGUUGGAUCUGACAAUCUAAAAUAUAGAAAUCCCAAAUAUUUAUCUAUGCUGAACCACCUGAGGUUCUACCUUCCUGAAGUUUAUCCAAAACUAGACAAAAUUUUGUUUCUGGAUGAUGACAUUGUUGUGCAGAAGGAUUUGACACCUCUUUGGUCCAUUGAUCUGGAAGGAAUGGUGAAUGGCGCAGUGGAGACAUGCAAAGAGAGCUUCCAUAGGUUUAAAUACCUCAACUUUAGUAAUCCACUGAUCUCGAAUAACUUCAGUCCAAAUGCUUGUGGCUGGGCGUUUGGAAUGAAUAUUUUUGACUUGAAGGAAUGGAAGAAACGGAACAUCACUGGGAUUUAUCAUCGAUGGCAAGAUAUGAAUGAGGACAGAACUCUUUGGAAGCUGGGCACACUGCCCCCAGGGCUAAUCACCUUCUAUAAUCUUACCUAUCCGUUGGAUCGAGGCUGGCAUGUUUUGGGACUUGGCUAUGACCCUGCUUUGAAUCUAACAGAGAUUGAAAAUGCUGCUGUAAUCCAUUACAAUGGGAACUACAAGCCAUGGUUGAAUCUUGCUGUUUCCAAGUAUAAAUCGUAUUGGUCCAGAUACCUUAUGUUUGAUAAUCCGUACUUUCAACUAUGCAACAUUAGUGAUCAGUGAUGCUUGGAUCCGUUUCUUGUUUCCAACCUAUUCUCCCUCACCAGCAAAUUGUAACCUUGUGCUUUGAGUCAAAACAUGUAAUAUAUUUAUUUCACAGAAAGUCAAAUGCAUUUUUGACAGAAAAA